CCCCUGCAAAACAGAAUCAGAGCGAGUUAGAAACUAUCUGUUUGCUACUUUCAGUUUUUCAAUCAACCUAGGAUUCAUUUUAGGACCAGGUUUUGCAGUAAUUGUGGCACAGUUUGAGUCAGUGGAUCAGUUCAGGGCGAUGGGAUGGUUCAACUUUGCCUACGGUGUAGUUGUUUUGUGUGUAUUGGUGAUAUUGUUUCAGGGAGAAAUGAGUUUCAAAACUGACAGAUUGAGUUAUUGUCAAGUUAAGAAAAAGAAUUCUAGCUGUCGAAUGCAGAAUAUGAGUCUACUGUCACUUUUCAUAUCCUUUCGAAUACGUAAAUAUAAUUAUCUUUAAGAGCAUGUAUCUCAUUAUGAAGUUCCUUAACUAUGUCUAUACAUAAUAAUUUCAUUUCUCUUCUUGUUUAUAAUGGAAAGGAUCCGAAUGGCCUUUAUUGGAACUGUAUUCAACCCCAUUGCCAGUGAUUCGUUUGGAAUUGAUGAGAGUGGUGCCUCGUACUUUGUCUUAGCUCUGUGUAUUCCUCAACUGGGAGGAUCAAUUUCAUUACUUGUUUUUCAAAGACUAAAGAUGUCGAGCCAGAUGAUUGUCCUGACAGGCAUCAUUACUACAAUGUGUGGAUAUUUAAUUGUGACUGAUUGGCAGACGAUUCCCUACGAUCCGUGCACAGAGUACAGUCCCUUUCAUCAUCCUGAAAUUGUCCAAUAUUAUGAAAAUAAUACGAUCAUUGUAGGCAGGUUUCAAGAAAAAAAUAUUGAAUCACAUGUUGACUUCACUUUGCCCAAACUGAAAGGAGUCAAGCUUUUGCACAAAAUUAACCUCAUAUUUGCGAAUGGUACAUCUUUUGAGUCGGACUUAAGGAUUAACUUCCAUUGCAGUCAUGUUGACAAUUGUACGUGUGCUCUAAAGAAUCCUACCUGUUUGCAUUACAAAAUGGCUGAAAAUCUAAGCAUUCUACUGGCUACAAGCCCCGAGAAUCUAUAUUAUUACGAAUGUAAUUCUGACUUCAACCUGAGAUUACCAAUCACAGCAUGUAUCACUUUAUUAAGACGUCAAACAGUACUGGCAGGUAAUAAAGCAACAACUCCUGUAGAUGAACAUGAAUCUGAAAUUGAAAGUAUCAAUGUACUACCAAAAAGAGUAUACUUCAUAGCCCGAAACACUUGCAUUGAGGCGAAUGUGACUGGUCACCGGUGUCACUGGAUACCCUCGUCCACAAUCAUCAAGAAGGAGUGUAAAGACUGUCAGCCCAUCUGUAGGAGCAUGAGCCAGACACUCACUUUCACUCAGUUUCUGGUUGGCAAUGGACUGUUGGUUUACACCAGUGCACUCCAGUAUGCUCCAAUCGUAUCAUUACUCAUGAACCAAACACCAAAACAAAUCCAGGGAAUAGUGAUUGGAACUAUGACGGCUGUGGGCGGUGUAUCAUCAAGUAUAUCUCCUCUACUGAUCGAUGCUGUGUACGAAGAGAUGAAGAAAAGAGUGUUUUUGCUAACUAUACUGUUUGCUCUAGUACACUUUCCCUUUAUCCUUGAGAUUAUUGCACUCUACCCAAAACUGGGACCAAGAACUACGGACAACACAGACAUUGAAUACAGCAAACUGAAUGAAUUAGAACAUGAUCAUGAUUGAUAUAUUACUCUGUACGUAGGAAAAUGAUUGAUACAUAUUACUCUGUAUGUAGGAAAAUGCCACUUGCAUGGAUGUUAUAGUGUAUUAAAAUCGUGUGGAAAUGUUGUUAUAAUAUAAUUAUCCAGAAUCUAUUUGCUUAUUCACUUUCUGAGAUUUUGAUCUACUCAAUCUGUAUCACAGAUUCAACUGCUUGUGUGUCUUAAUAGACAAACGUAAUAUUAUCACAGCCAUUCCUUAUAAGGAA
Halichondria panicea is the source of this 1874-nucleotide messenger RNA. RefSeq lists its product as uncharacterized. The transcript has 5 exons. The record is from RefSeq and is a predicted model, not a curated record. Lineage: Eukaryota; Metazoa; Porifera; Demospongiae; Suberitida; Halichondriidae. The coding region runs from base 410 to 1630 and encodes 406 amino acids.